CUUUAUUUACAUUUCGACACACCAACAUCACAAAACUUGUGUCGCUUUUCAACACAGAUAUCACACUGUUGUGACUUUUGUAAAACUACGGCUUGUGGCUGUCCAAAUCUGGGCAACAUGUCUUCUUCCAUUCUCCUGGCCCAACAUCAAAAGAGCAGGGGUUCAGCUUGUGGAACAGCUGAACGGUAGGCCGUCGUCACCAGUGGAAUGUGCCUUUCCCAGUUCCUCUUCCUGCAUCACUGCCCACUCUGCGGCAUCCCCUCCGCGUGAAGUGAAAGACUUGCUAUUCUGGAGAAGGCGGAACAAGGGCGCACCGAUGUAGGAACAUUUCUGCACACCGUCCCUUCGUUUAAGGGCUGCAGUUUCUGGUAAACGAGUGAGUCGUCAAGGCUACACAAAGCCUCUCCCGUUUCCCUGCUGGCCUUUCGUUUUUGGGCAGCUCCCCAGCGGAUGAUGUGUUUGUCCACACCCCCAGCAGACAGCAGGCCGCACAUGUUGCGCAGAUUUGCAUCGCGCACACAAGCUCCUCCACCCGUGUCGGUCCGCGCUCUGCCUCAUCCGCCAACGGUGCAACUGAAACCAUUCUGACAUACGCAACCCGACCCCGUACUCUUGAGCAAAAACAUGAAUGUUAGGUUAAUUCAAGACUCUAAAUUGGCCUUUGUUGUGAAUGUGAGUAUGAAUAGUUGUUUGUCUAGAAGUCCCCCACAAUUGGCUGGCCACCUGAAUGAGGAUCGGCGGUAUUAUAGAUGGAGGGAUAAUCUAUUUGAAUAUUGUUGCUAAAUUGGGGCAUAUAAAAACAAACAAACAAAACGGACGACAUUUAAGCCAUAUAUACCAUCCCCAUAAUUUCAAACCACCAUUUAAUGGAAUAAAACAAUGUCUAACCUUUGGUUCGACGUUCCUAAAUUUCUGUACCUUGCAAAAGUCUUGCUCGAACCCCAACAUACUUUGAAUAGAACCACAAUAUUGGUUGAGUUAAACUUGAAACACCUUUUAAACUAAUCGUUUUGCAGAUUAACCUUUUAAAAAAAAAAAAAAAAAAAAAAAGCAUCCUAUCUUUCUCUAUUAGUAAAAAAAAAACAGCAUGUCCAAAUAUGGAGCACCACCACCCACAGCAGUGCCAAUGAUGUCGAAUUAGUGUGUCUUGGCUGUGAUUGUGCAUGCUUAUGCAUGAACAGCCCAACGCUUUGACACACUCCUUCUCAGAAUCUGUGCGCCUCGGCGGCGAGGCGUGCUGGAGUGGCCGACGCGGGGAUUAACGGGAGCGAGAAACUCGUAACGCAGCGUUACAAGGACCGCGAUACCUAUGCACCUCGUUCAAGAUGAAUUUUGCGUCGCUUUUUGCUUCGCUGCUGCGUCUCCCAGAAUAGAAAGAAGUGCAGGCAGAGCACAAGCUCGGCGGCGACUUGUGAAGACAAUUACACUUGUGUGGAAAUUUUGAAGAAUUUCUCCUUUUGGACUCUCGUAGCCAUUGAGUGGCUCAUUCAUGCGCCUGGCUGUGGACAAAGCAAGGAUUAAGCAGUCCGCAUGGAUGGAUGAGGAUAUUUGGAAUUUUGUGGAAACAAGUCUAGGACAUCAGGACACAUCCAGAUGUCAACCGCUGGAUCUUCAUCGAUCUUAAGCCAAUUUGCGUGUGGCUUGUCCCCAAAGAGACGGAGGAACAUCUGGAGUCAGUUCCUUUACUGAACAAGCAGCACCAUGCACGAGUCUGGCUCCUUCAGAAGCUCCAACAGCAGCUUUCCAAGCACGAGCGCUUGGAACGUCAGCGGUGCCGGUCCUUGGUUGCUAGCCUUCCUGCUGGCCAUCAUCAUCCUCAUCACCGUGUGCGGCAACGUGUUGCUCAUCGUGCUGGUUUUUGCCCACCGCUCUUUACGGUGCACGUCCAACUGCUUCUUGGUGUCUCUCUUCCUGUCAGACCUGAUGGUGGCGCUGGUGGUCAUGCCCCCUGCUAUGCUCAACGUGCUGUGCGGGGCCUGGGUGCUGUGGCCGGCCUUUUGCCCCGUCUGGCUCUCCUUUGACGUCAUGUGCUGCAGCGCCUCCAUUCUCAACUUGUGCGUGAUCAGCCUGGACCGCUACCUUUUCAUCAUCUCGCCGUUGCGCUACAAGCAAAGGAUGACCCUGCCUCGAGCGCUGCUACUGGUCGGAGCGGCUUGGGGCUUGGCAGCGCUCGCUUCCUUUCUGCCCAUCGAAAUGAAGUGGCACAGUUUAGGCCACUUGAGCGGGCGCCCUUUGGCUCCGGGAGGUGGAAGUACCAACAUCACCUCCUACUCUGACUUGCUGUACCCGGCGUCCUACUUCCAGCUCCACGACCUUUACUUUCAGUGCCGCCUGCAGGUCACCUUGCCCUUCGCUCUGGUGGCAUCCUUCCUCACCUUCUUUUUGCCCUCCACUGCCAUCUGCUUCACCUACUGUCGAAUUCUUCUGGCAGCUCGUAGACAAGCCAAGAGGGUCGCGGCCCUGAGCCACCCACCGCACCCUCAUCCCUCUCUCGGGGAACCAUCUCAGCCUCCUUCACUCGGGGAUGAAGCUCACCAAGAUGGAGAUGACUGCAAUCAUCAGGAAGCCCCAGUAACACAACAUGUACCGCUGUUGGUGAACAGCGAGCGCCAUCUGGCUCACAGACAGGGUCGGAGGGCACUGAAGGCCAGCCUGACGCUCGGAGUUCUUCUGGGACUCUUCUUCUGCACUUGGCUACCCUUUUUCAUCACCAACAUGGCUCAGGCAGUGUGCGAGUGCGUCCCCCUGGCACUCUUCGAUGCCAUCACAUGGUUGGGCUACUGCAACAGCACCAUGAAUCCCAUCAUCUACCCGCUCUUCAUGAGGGACUUCAAGCGAGCGCUUGGUAAGCUCUUGCCCUGUUCCUCCUCACGGCUGCCGAGACAACUGUCGCCGGCGCUCUCGCUGUCCCUCCGCAACUCGGGAGAACCGAACAUCUGCAGCGAGCCCCCGUCCCCUCUGGCUUCUGACGCCGCACCCCCGCCUGCCACCGCAACCGACGCCGUGAAUUUGCUGGAUGCUGAGCAUGCUGGGAUUGAACUGCCUCUUCUUCUUCCCAAUCAGGUAGUCAUGUUGGACUGA
Phyllopteryx taeniolatus (common seadragon) is the source of this 3081-nucleotide messenger RNA. It is a transcript of the gene htr6, whose product is annotated as 5-hydroxytryptamine (serotonin) receptor 6. The coding region runs from base 1702 to 3081 and encodes 459 amino acids. Gene Ontology annotation, molecular function: neurotransmitter receptor activity; G protein-coupled serotonin receptor activity. NCBI's taxonomy places the organism in Eukaryota, Metazoa, Chordata, Actinopteri, Syngnathiformes, Syngnathidae. Gene Ontology annotation, biological process: chemical synaptic transmission; G protein-coupled receptor signaling pathway, coupled to cyclic nucleotide second messenger. The record is from RefSeq and is a predicted model, not a curated record. Gene Ontology annotation, cellular component: dendrite; membrane. The transcript is spliced from 3 exons.